UCAACAGAGGCAACUGACAGAGAGGAUAAGGUUCUGAACACAUAUAAUUUUGCCUUUCAGGUAUUCAUCUUUCAGCAAAUAAGCACUUUAAUGUUUCCUAUGUACUGAAAGAUAACCCCAUGUUUGCUAGCUGACAAGCUAGCUGAGCAGCUAACGCCAGUUCCACCUGGACAUUCGCUGCUCGGAGAGUCCGGGAGUGAAAGUGUCCUGUCUAGCUGGUUUUGACUGUGCCAGAAAACCAUGGAGGCUGGGCAGAGUGUGCAAGCAGAAAUGGAGUUCAGAGGAGCUGAAUUUAGUGUUAGAGCAGAAAUGGAGGAGGAGCUGCUGGUUGUGGAGAUCUCUGAUUCACUGACUGCGGACCAGUGGAGAGGAGAGUUCGAUCCUGCCUAUAUUGAGGACCUCACACGCAAAACUGGCAACUUUAAACAAUUUCCCAUCUUCUGCAGCAUGUUGGAAUCGGCCAUCAGCAAGACUAGUGAGGCAGUGACCCUUGACCUUUUGACGUACGCCGAUCUGGAGCUCUUACGAAAUCGGAAAACCGGACUUUCAAGCAAAGCCCGUCCACAUUCACUGUCUUCAGCCAUCAGUGCCAAACGCUACCUCAUUCUAAUCUACACAGUUGAGUUUGAUAGGAUUCACUACCCACUGCCCCUACCAUACCUGGGCAAACCAGAUCCAGCUGUCCUGCAGAGGGAAAUUCAGGCCCUGCGGGCAGAGCUGGCUGCGCUCAGAACACAGGGAGGCCGCAACGUGCAAGAUCCAGAAACGUCACGGCUGCGUGCUGAAUUGGCUCGGGUACGAGGAGAGAAGGAGUCCUUGGCCCAGGCCCUUGAGCGACUGCAAGCAGUCGGAGUAGACCGGACUCCUGAUGCAGGAGCGCGGGGCCUCCGUGAGGUCAUACAGAGCCUAGAGGAGCAGCUUCUGAGAGAGAGAGCAAAAAACCAGAGAUCUGCCAGUAAGAGGAGCCAGGAAAGACGUCUCCUCCUGGACCAGCUGGAGGACCUGCGUGCAUCAGAAAGGGCCUUGCGGAUCAGAGUGAAGAGUCUGACCAAUGAGCUGGCCUUGUUGCAGCGUGGGAGGGCUUCUCCUCUGGCAUUCAGGCGGAGUAGCUCCAGGGGAGAGUACGAUGUCGUGGGUCCACGGUCAGUGUCCCGGGAGCGGAGUCUUGGUGGAGGAAUGAGGGCUCGUUCAGGCUCUCGAGAGAGGACUGAUGACCGAGACAGAGGUCAGAGGGCUGGCUCCACUGGGACUCGACCUCGUGUUCCCAGGCCUUCACCUUCACCUACAGGAUCCCGUGCCCAGCGGUUUGACCCCACAGGUUACGUGCUGGAGCGUCAGCGCAGACAGAAAGAAACAGAGAUCAAGAACCAAAGGAAGAUCAAGAGGGAUAUGUUGACCCCUCCCACUAACAUGGAGAGAGGACGUUCUCGGUCCCGUGAGAUCCGACCACAAUUCGCUCGAUUGGGCAGUGGAGGACGAGGGAGGAGUUCUUCGGCAGAGAGUAGAAGGAGCCGUCGCUUUUCUGACAACUCACUGGUUGAGCUUGAAGAAUUAUCUAAACCUAUCCCCUCUAGGACCAGAAAAGCUUCCUGUAAUAGUUCUUCCAUCCAUACUGUGCCCAGAGGGAGACAUUCCACUAAGAAGCCUUUAUGCAGCACUCCAACUCACAGCACGAGGGCUGUGGAUAAAGAGAGUGCUGACCUGUCUGAGAUCGAUGCCCGUCUUCAGGCCCUGCAAGAAUACAUGAGGGACCUGGACACUGGGCGCUAGAGCUGCCCCCUUAUGGACAUGGCCUCUGCACCUUUGCAGCAGAUUCCACUCCAUUGCAGGGAAUCCCUAUAGAUGCAAGAGAAUACAGAAUAAACUCCUGUGGAUCCCAACAGCAAUGUACUUCAGGUGCUGACAAGCCAAGCUACAUGAGUUUUUGGCAACACAAAGACAAUGAUGCUGAAACAUUAUGGGAAUGUUUCAGUGACAUAAUUUUCAGUUUUAAUGACCUAAUGCACCCAUAAUACUUUGCUGCCACCACAGGAAUGGUAGUUGGAGCCAGCCUCAGUGCUCUGGAAACAAAAAGAUGAGCUAGUCAGGCAGGUGCAACAACAGAUAUGCAAUAGGACUUGGUUUCUGGUGCUGCUUUUUUCAAAGUGUAGCCUCAAGAUUUCUAGUCCAUGUGUCAGUUUUGUGUAAUCAAUCAGUGCAGUGGAUGGGAAGGACACUUGUUUACUAUAUAUAAGUAAAUAAUUUGUCAGAAGCAAUAAUGCAGAGUUGUUGCACCUAGAGUUGCAUUUUAGAAUUUGGGUUUCAAUUUUUUUUUUAUUUGUCCCAUGUCUGCUUUAGACAGUAUUUCUGUAUGCAAAAAUGAAAAGCAACUGGAGGACAUUUUAACCCUUUCAGAUUUUGGGGAGCUACAGAUCACUUUUGGGUGUGAGCCCAUGUCAGUCUAUGUCAUUUCAUCCCAUGUUUGUCAUUCCUUCUAACAUCCUUGUAGCUUUACCUUCAACUUUUAACCCCAGACUGUUUUUUAUGCACUAGAUAUGAUCUCAUCAGGAAGAUUUUACUGUGGUAAUGCUAUAGUUCAUGUUUUUAAUGAGAGCUCCGUUUGUUAAAUAAUUGUUCCUUUGUGAUUUACUAUAAUGCAUCCCCUCACCAGUUUUUAAAAGGGAUCAACUGACUGAAAGAUGUGUUCCUUCCCACCUCACCCAUCAAUUGACACUGCUUUCAUAUUUCAUAGAUGCCAAGGCAUCACUAUCACUUCCAGAUCCAGUAAAGCUAUUUACAAUUCUUGGAGCUAGUCAUUAUCAGUAUGUAUCUGUAGAGGAACACAAAGCCAAAGCAAGCUGUAUCUGAAGUAGGGUAUGGUCCUGUCACUCUUGCUGAGUGUGCUGGUCACUGCUUAUGUGGUUGUACUUCUUUAAGCUGGCACACCUGCAUGGGAGAGUGCUACUGUGUAACCUCCAGCUGUCAUAGUUCUGUUGCAAAAACACUAGCACUGUGAGUCCUCACCUUCUAGGCAGCGAAGCACAGCAGAUAAAGUUAGCAAGGAUCCUGUACUUACACAUAUUUUAACCAAAUACAUAUCUUCCCAGUUUACCUGUGUAUUGCAAUAGUGAUUUCACAGCAACUAGGUUUACAGGUUAAUUGCUGAUCUAAGUGAUCUACUUAACAUUAUUCUGUCUGUGUGCAAGAUAUAGAUACAUUUUGAUACUGUGAUGAAUGUGAAGUUGGAAUAAGUGAAU
Scleropages formosus (Asian bonytongue) is the source of this 3236-nucleotide messenger RNA. It is a transcript of the gene ccdc61, whose product is annotated as coiled-coil domain containing 61. The transcript has 13 exons. Gene Ontology annotation, cellular component: ciliary basal body. The coding region runs from base 241 to 1770 and encodes 509 amino acids. The record is from RefSeq and is a predicted model, not a curated record. NCBI's taxonomy places the organism in Eukaryota, Metazoa, Chordata, Actinopteri, Osteoglossiformes, Osteoglossidae.